Molecule: messenger RNA, 1014 nt
Organism: Penicillium subrubescens
Lineage: Eukaryota; Fungi; Ascomycota; Eurotiomycetes; Eurotiales; Aspergillaceae
Exons: 1
Coding region: 1-1014 (337 amino acids)
Source: RefSeq, a predicted model, not a curated record
AUGGAACAUUCGAUCGCGCUCGUCACCGGCGCCACCUCAGGGCUCGGUCAUGCGGCAGCCCGCGCUCUCGCCGGAGACGGCUGGCGCGAGAUCAUCGUCACCGGGCGCAGCCUGGCUCGGGUCCAGGAAACGGCCGCUCAGCUCGCGGUGGAGACCAAGAGACAGGUCUUCACGCCGCUGGAGCUGGACCUGGACAAGCCGCCCAGUGUUCAGUCCGCCCUCGCCGAGCUCGUCAAGCGAGGUAGGCCGAUUGAUUUCCUACUACUCAAUGCAGGGUUGGUAGGAGGUAACAAGCGCGUGAUCACUACAGCGGGCGUCGAGGCUUCUCAAGCCCCGCUAAUUGGCCAUCAUCAACUGACUGUCGGGCUGCUCUGCGCCAACCUGCUGAGUCCCAACGCGCGGAUUGUUAUCGCCGGCGCGGAACCUGCACGAGGGGACGUGCCCCUGUUCAGCUUCACGGACGUGGCGGCCUUCGCGGCCAAACACCACCAGGGUGACCGAACUGCUGCUGUUGAAGCCCUGUUGCGCAAUGGGCCGAACGUGAAGUACGCGCCCAACCGGGCGUAUGCCGACGCGAAGCUCAUCAUCGCUUGGUGGGUCGCGGCGCUGGCGCGCCGGCUACCCUCCGGAAUAGCCGUAUACGCCGUGUCGCCCGGCAGCGCGCCCGACACCCAGGUGGCGCGUAACGCUGGCCCGGCCUUGAAGUGGCUGAUGAUUCCGCUGGUGAAGUUCAUCCCUGGCAUGACCCAGACUCCUGAGACCGCCGCCCGUCGGUACCUCCAGGCAUCUGAGUUUGGAACCGACGUCUCAGGGCAAUUCUUCGCCUCGGCGCCCACGAAGGUCACCGGCCCAAUCGAGCCGAUGCGCCACCCACACUUUCACGAUCGUGCCAACCAGGAAGCUGCGUGGCAGGCCAUCGUCAAGGUCUCCGGCGUCGACCUUUUCGACGGCCGGCGUCCACACCAGAACACCAAGACACAAGACACGCAGCCAGUGAAAAUGCCCAGCGAGUAG